AAAUAGCAGGUAUCAAAGCUCUCAAUUAUAGGUGUAUUAAAAGGGUAACGUUCCCCUCCAAUUACCCCAAGUUUGUAUAUUCACCCUAAUUACAUUACGAAUUUCAUGGCAGCGCUUUGUUUUUGCUUCCACAGUAUUCAUGCCAAGCCAAUCGUAUUUUCAUAUGGUGUAUGCGCGAACCCAUCUUUAUUUCUGUUUUCUCGCACCCCUCUCGAGGCGUCGCGACACUAGGGUGCGGUCAACGAGAACGACGUCGCGUCGUCAUAUAAAUAAAGACAAUCACAAUCUAGGAGUACCUAAAAUAAUAUAGUUGACAUAGCAUUCUAAGUGGUUGUGUACGUAAUGGAUUUAAAAGGCAAGGUGGCUAUUGUCACUGGGGGUGUGUCUGGAUAUGGAAGAGCAUAUUGUGAAGAAUUGCUUAGACACGGUUGUAAAGUAUCUGUUUGUGAUAUAGAUUCCGAUGCUGGAGAUGAAAUGGUACAUAAUCUUUCAAAAAUUGCGAAAGACAGGGUAAUAUUUUGCCCAUGUGAUGUUACUGAUUAUCCUCAAUUCGAAGAGGCUUUCCAGACGACAAUAUCAAAACUUGGCGGUGUUGACAUAGUAAUUAAUAAUGCCUCAUUAAUGAACGACAGGCUAUGGGAAUUAGAGGUUGACGUAAAUUUGAAUGGCAUAAUACGAGGUCUUCUCUUAGCUUAUCGAUUUAUGGGACGAGAUCGAGGAGGAUGUGGUGGGAUUGUAAUAAAUGCAGGUGCUAGUAGUAGCGCUCACCCUAUGAUAUCUCUUCCUGUUUUUACUGCUACCAAACAUGCUGUAGCUGCAUUGACAUCAUGUUAUGGCGAUAAACUCCAUGUUAAUUUGACCGGUGUUAAAGUAAUAGCGAUAUGUCCCGCACCCACUGAAGCACAUUUAGCAGCAGAUCCAAGAAAACGUCUUCUUAGUGGAGAAUAUGAACAGGCAUGGCACGCUGAUAUCUCGAAUACUAUGCCUGUAAAGUGCGAGUAUGUAGCUAAAACGUUAAUAGAUUUGUUGAAGAAAGCUCCUAGUGGUUCUAGUUGGUUAGUGGAAAAUGGACAACUUCCAAAGCAGAUGUCAUUAUUUCCGUAAGUCGGGAAAAUUGGUAUUCAAAUACUGCGUUUCAAACAUAAUCAUUAUUUCGGAUUCAAUUUAAUAUGGGUCCACUUUUUGCUUGUAAUAUAAUCCUGAACUGCUGGAAAAUGUCAUUGUAGCAACGUUUUUGUAUUUUUCAUACUGUGACUACGCUAUUUAUACAAAAUUGUUGACCCUGUAUUGAUUGUAUCUUCCAUAAUGUAAUUUACGUACUGUAGCCAGUUUGUUUUUGUUCAUGGUUCAUUUUUUAAUAUAGUUCAAAUAGAUCUCAGAUACUUUGAUUGUUUUCGAUAGCAAAAGGAAUAUUUCCAGAAAACACACUAUUGAAAUAAGAUAUGUAUAGUGAAAAAUUAGUCCGAUAGACGUACUUUAAUUAAGAUCAAAAUUACAUUAAACACUAUUGUACAAAGAACUAAUAACUUAAGUUACCUUACUAGGUCUGUCUAGCAUCGUUAAAUAUCAUAACAAAUUAAUUGACUUCGAAAAAUUGUAUCUAUAAGCAAAGGGAGUAGGUACUUACCAAGAGGCCAUCUAAAAAUUAAGUCACAUGCUAAAGUAGAGGGAGGGGAUAAACGAAAUGUGACAUUGUGUGCAGGGGGGAGUCAAAUGACGUCACAUGUCAAAAUCGAAAAUAAUAAAUCGCGAAAUUUAUAUGUAAUAUAAAAUUGAAAAAUAUAUGAAGUCACACCAGGGGUGAGAGGGUGGUUCACAAAUUUGACCACGUAUGAUAAUGACGUGGGGAACUUUUAAAAAACCACAAAAUAUGUGUGACGUAAUUUAUGGAUGCCCCCUAAAGAACAACUCAAACUGAAAAAUCCUAGAUCGCUUACAUGGCCGCGGACAUAUGAAUAAGUUAAAACAAAUCAAAAAUAUUUUAAUAAAAUGACUAUUGUUGGUAUCAUUUUUAAUGCUUUAAUUAGAUAAACGUUGAAAUUGAAACAAUGUUCACUAAUUAUUAGAAAUGCUUCAGUCCACAUGUAUGUAUGUAGGGAUGUAACUUAUGUAAUGAAUAUAAAAGGAGCGAAAAUGUGAUCAUUAGCUUAACACUUUUUAUAAGUAAGUGAUCGUACUGUUUAAUAAAGUACUAACUGAUUUUUAAUAAAACUUAUACCGAAUAAUUAUUAUAAGAAUCGCUAAAAAACAUCCAACCAAUUUAAUAAGCACCACGCAAUAUUCUUUAAAAAGAUAAUUUAUAGUUUCCUUAAUUAAAAGACUGUAUGGUAAAAUUAUUGUAAUAGUGUGUCACUGAGGAUCUUCCCGUAUUUAUUCAACUUGUUUGUUUAGUUUUAAGAUGUUUUAAUGGU
Agrilus planipennis (emerald ash borer) is the source of this 2411-nucleotide messenger RNA. Its product is annotated as 15-hydroxyprostaglandin dehydrogenase [NAD(+)]-like. NCBI's taxonomy places the organism in Eukaryota, Metazoa, Arthropoda, Insecta, Coleoptera, Buprestidae. Gene Ontology annotation, cellular component: cytoplasm. The record is from RefSeq and is a predicted model, not a curated record. Bases 343 to 1104 code for a protein of 253 amino acids. The transcript has 5 exons. Gene Ontology annotation, molecular function: oxidoreductase activity, acting on the CH-OH group of donors, NAD or NADP as acceptor.